Molecule: messenger RNA, 5081 nt
Organism: Gopherus flavomarginatus (Mexican gopher tortoise)
Lineage: Eukaryota; Metazoa; Chordata; Testudines; Testudinidae
Product: kelch-like protein 23
Exons: 3
Coding region: 1376-3016 (546 amino acids)
Molecular function (GO): protein binding
Source: RefSeq, a predicted model, not a curated record
CCCUUGUGUUAUUAAUGAGGGAUUGGGUUGGUAGAAAUGGAUAGCGUCAAUGCUAAAGUGCAGAAUCCCAGUCUCUCCAAGCUGUAGCAGCCUGGUAUGAAUUCUGCAGAGCUCAAUUUCAAGGAUUGUAACAAAUCUGGAGGCAGACUUGCAUCAGAGCACCCAGCAUCAUUUAAAUCCAAAAUGUCAGAUUGAUUAGUGUGAGGUUCAGAGUAGGAGACAGUUGAGACCUAGUACCAAGGUCCUUAGAAAAGGGCUCUUAACUGCUAAAGAAGCAUUAUUGUGAACCUCAUGCUAGGAGACAGUUUCUCCUUAGCUGGAGGAACAGAGCGGGGACUUUCUACUGCAGCUGACUUUCUGAGCCACAUUCACUUUGCAGAAAUACCUCCAUCUGUGAAGACCUAGGUAAUUGGGAACAGUGAGGGAGGGCAUAUUCACACUACUCUCUGUGAGAAGUAGAGUGGUGCGGGUGGGAUCUGGAUCCAUUCCAGGGCACCUAGAUUUGCGCCUCAGUUUAAUUGGUUGCUUGUGUUUAUCCAGUAUUAAGUUGCAGAUUGAACUUCUUCAUUUAGAGAAAGACCUGGGAGUUAUGACUCUUAGUUCUUGUUUUGUUUUACAACAGACUUUCUGCAGUUGAGAAAACCGGCUGGCUCCUUUUGGUUUUACUUUGUGAAGCCCACAUCAUUCUGAACUUCCUCUGCUUUCCAGAACUGCAGAGAGAUCUGAUGGUUUAAAAUCACACAAUUAAUUUCUCAGCUGUAGCUUAGUCAAACCAUUUAACUGCAUUGUGGUGAAAACAAGGACUGGGAGUUCUGGGCUCUCUUGCUGAAUCUAAGAUUUAUCCUGGGGGCCAGGACAAAUCACCUCACCUCUCUGUGCCUCAAUUUCUUUGGGAGUAGAGAUCAGCUGCCUGUCCACCCACAGAGAAUGGUUAGGGUUAGUUGAAUGAAAACCACUGUAUAACUGCCAAGUAUUUAUUUAUUUCUUAUUAAUUUAUGGAAUUUGUCUAGGGUGUGCAGGGUUUUUUUCCAUUCAGUCACUCACCAUUAGGCUUCUGAAAUCCAUGAGCCCCUUCAGAGAGGCUUAUUACCCCUUACUCUCAAGGUUUAUAAACUAGCCACAAAACCUCAGUAUUGAUUUACAGCCUUACUGCGGCAGCUGCUGAGGGGUCUGAGAGAAGUGAGGUGGUGGCAGAAUAAGCUUAGUGAGAGUGGGAAAGACAGUGGAGCCAGACAGGGGCGUAGGCAGCAUGGUCUAUUUUUAGGACAAGCCUGGCAUAUCCCAUAUUUAUUAAAGUCACAGUUCCAGAUUCCUCACAUGAGCAGAGGGUGCUGAAGGGCUGAGUUAAUUUUAACUCCUCCAGCUGACAACUAACAUGGACUGUGCGCAGGAACCAGAAGGGCUGGGACUUCAGGCAGAACCAGUUACCGACACCAUUCUUGAGAUUGGACAGAGACUUUUCAAGGUCAAUCGUGGUGCACUAUCUCUCCACAGUCGCUAUUUUGAGGCCAUGUUUUUUGGGGGCACUAGAGAGAGCUCCGAACACCACAUAGUGAUCAGAGGAGUAGAUGCAGAGGCUUUCCAAGUGCUCCUCGAGUUCACUCGCACAGCCAAGGUGCUCAUAACUCUGCACAAUGUCACCCGCCUGCUGGAAACAGCUGACUUCCUCCAGUUUGAGAGAGUGAAAAGGAUGUGUGAGAAGUUCCUGGAGAGGGAGCUGCAUGUUUCCAACUGUCUGAGCCUGAUGGCCUAUGCCCAAUGCUUUGCCUGUCCAGAGCUUCAUGCAUCAGCUCUCAGUGUGGCUCUCACGCACUGGACGGAAGUGACUUCUCAGGAAGAAUUUAAGAAGCUUCCCAAAGAAAUUUUACUGCAGCUCCUGCAAAACGAUGACCUCUUUGUUCCCCGAGAGGAUGUCAUUUUUGAUACUGUGAUGAAAUGGAUAAUGCAGGACCCAGCAUCUAGGGAGGAGGCCUUCUUGGACUUGGUCGGGCAGGUCAGGGUAACCUUUCUGAGUCUUUCCUUCCUCGAUACCUUGGUGAAACAAAGCAGAUGCCCUGGAGAGAAGGAUACCUCUGCCAGGCUGCUAAAGAAGUUAGACAGCUGCCCUCCGCUCAGCUGGAGGAAUGUGGAGCUGUCUCAUUGCACCAGCAGAAGCUAUGAGAUCCUAUAUGUUCUGGGAGGGAAGCAUGAUAAGGAACAGCAAGAAUUGUUUCAAUUUCAACCUAAAUCUGGCACCUGGCAUCUUUGCUCCCCACUGCAGCGCAGGAACCUCAUCCAGUAUGCAGUGGCAGCAGUAGGGAAUUUCCUUUUUGUGACAGGAGGUUAUUUCCGAGAUGAGUUUGUGUGGUACAGCGUGGACUGGGUGUUGAUCUAUGAUUGCUGGGAGAACAACUGGCUGGAAGGGCCUGCUAUGAAGCAGUCUCGCAACAGUCAUUGUGCCGUAGGGGCUGGGCUCUAUCUGUAUGUGCUUGGAGGGAGCACAGAUGAAGGCAUAAUCCCAGAUGUGGAGCGCCUGGCAUUAAUGGACUCGCAAUGGCAAAACAUGAGCCCCAUGGUUCAGCCUGUGGAGAGAGCAGGUGCAGUCAGUGUGGGGACCAGGCUUUACGUGGUCUGUGGCCUGGAUGAAAAGGGAGAUGUGUAUGGUGGAGUGCAGAGACUGGACUUGGAAAAGGAUGUUUGGGAUGUCAUCUCCUUUUCACCACUUCCCAGGUAUGACCUCUGUGUUACAGCUCUGAAUGGAGCGCUCUACACCAUAGGAGGUGGAGCCUUUCGCUUUGAUAUGGACACAGAUGAAUGGACCCAAGUGGAUGAAGAGUGCCUGACUCAGAAAUUCUUCAUGGGAUGCAGCACCGCGAAUGGCCAAAUUUAUCUCCUGGGACAGAGGAAGGGGAACAUGGCUGUCCCCAACAUGGUGCUCUUUGACCCUUACACUGACACAUGUCAGGUGGUAGAUAGCAAAUUCCCUUGCCCCGUUCCUAUUUAUGGGUGUGUCUCUAUACGAAGAUUUGACACAUGAGCUUAAGCAAGGCUGGACCCAGGCCACUAUGCAGAAAGGGAGUCCAGCGUGUUAACGCUUACAAGGGCUGCUAUUUAUUGUCUGUAGAACUUAUAGAAUCUUGAAAACAUCAUUUAUUCCUCUCCUGAUUUUAUCUUUUUCAGUCUGGCAAAUGCUGGUGUCCUUUGUCCUCAAGGAGCCAACAUGGCAAUGGAAGAUUUGCUCCUUUCUUUAUCAAGAUAUCGCCACUGGUGUCAGCAUGAUUCCAUGGAAAUAUUAGUUAGCAAACUUACUAACUUGGCCUCUGCAGCAGCAGAAGGAAUAACAGCUUUGCAGGGUCAGUCAGAAACAUGGCUGUUGGUUUUUCGUUUUUUUGAUUUUUCCAAAUGACAGGACAGCAGCUUCUCAAAUGCUGAAGAGCACUCCAGGCAGUAGCAGGUGGAAGGCACCUGUCCAAAGAAAACCAAAUUUCAGUCAUUGAAAAUUGAUUCUUUUAUUUUCAGUCCAUAGGGAUGACAAUACCUAAAAUGCAAUCAGAGCCAUUGGGGAGACUAUAGAGACCUGAGCCACUUCAUGCUUCACUCCUCUGGGUUCCUAAGGAGCCUGGGCAAGGUGCUGAUUAUAUUUGGAAGGAAAAGAGCAAGCAUAUGGUAGGAUUUAAACUGAUUCUUUAUUCAAGCCAAUGCCCUCAUCACCUCUGUGCUGAAUCAGCUCUAUGUGUAAAGUGUCACUCAGGUUUUAGGAAGAACCUAGGGAACCCUGUUCAGAGAUGCUGUUGAUGGCUAUGGAGAUAGUUCUACAAAUGACAAGUGGCCAUCGGCUAGCAAAUAGAAGUUGAGCUGCAUACACUUUGCACUGGUCUAAUCUUACGACGCUCAGUCGGGAUGAAAUGCCAGCCAUUGAUGUCAAUGGAAUUUUGCAGUUAGCUACAAGAGGCCAAGAUUUCACUCAGGAUGACUACAUUGUCCCUCCCCGCUGCAACAUUUCAGUGCAUUAUUAUGCAUGAGGCUGCUUGCUUCACAGCUGGGUGACAUUUUCUGACUGAAACUGUUUCUCUGCAAAAACUGAUUUGGUGUCACUGAAAUGUUUCAAUAAUUUGUGAGACAAGGUGGGUGAGGUAAUAUCACCAAUUUGUGUUAGUUUCACUGAAGUUUUAAUUUUGAAAACAAACCCAACAAACUUCAAACAAGUCAAACAUUUUCUUUUGACAUUUUCAAAACAAAAUAUUUAAUAUUUUAAAUUCAAAAUAACUUUUUGUUACAAAAUUUCCUUCAACUGUCUUUUUUAAAAGUUUUAUAAAAAUGCUCAAAAUCAAAGUGAAAUGUUUUGUCUGAGGCCAAAUGAUUUUUUUAACCUCUCAAUUUGCCAAAAGUAUCAAAAAAUUGUUUUUGGGUCAAUUCAACAUGAUUUUAAAAAAAAUGGAACUGCCACCAAACCAAAAAAUCAGUUAUUUGCCCAGCUCUGCCCAUGACAUGUAUAACGAGAGAAAUAAGACCUGAUUCCUACUCAUGUUUGAAAAUUUACCUGCACUUUGUGCACCAGCUGCUCCCUAAGAGAGACACUCCAAUGAUAUAUGAAUAUGAUAAAUGAUAUAAUUUAUAAUGUUAAACAUUAUGAUCUAGAGCAGCGGUAGGCAACCUAUGACUGACUUUCAGUGGCACUCACACUGCCCGGGUCCUGGCCAGCAGUCCAAGGGGCUCUGCAUUUUAAUUUAAUUUUAAAUGAAGCUUCUUAAACAUUUUAAAAACCUUAUUUACUUUACAUACAGCACUAGUUUAGUUAUAUAUUAUAGACUUAGAGAAAGAGACCUUCUAAAAACAUUAAAAUGUAUUACUGGCACGCAAAACCUUAAAUUAGAGUGAAUAAAUGAAGACUUGGCACAGCACUUCUGAAAGGUUGCCGACCCAUGAUCUAGAGCUAUGCUGGAUAGAAAAUUAAUUAGCCAUAGAGCAACGCAUGUGACUGUGCAUGCAUGCAAGCAGACUUCAGGUUGGCUGGGUAAAGUACAAAACCUUUCUUUCUGUAUUCUGAAUUGUGCUGUAUUAAUCUUUGGCUAGUAAUCUUUGAUUAAAUACAUUCUGGUUGA